GAAGUGAGUUUAUUGUUAUGUUGAUAUUGAAAUAUAAUUGUUAUUAUUCUGGUUGUAUGUUGGUUUAUAGAAAAAUUUCCAUUGAAGAAUUAUUUCUAAGUAUGCCAGGAUUUGAAUAAUAUUAGCAAGUACAUUAUAAGUGUCUAUUAGCCAUUGUUUUUAUCCGAAGGAAGAGGUAGGACCAAAGCGCUUAUUAAGACCUCUUACAAUUCUGUUCUAAUAAAUAUCUUCAUUUCUUUUGAUCAGAUCCAAGGGAAAUAUCAAAAUUGUAUUAUAUUAGACGCUUGCUAAAGAUGGAAAUUUGUGAAGCACCUGAUCCUGUUGAAGUUACUAAUUUUCAUUUUUGCCAGUUGAGAACAUUGAGACUUGCUAAGGGAGAUGAAAAAGUACCAAAAGAUUGUAUUAAUAUUGUAGCCUCAGCAAGUAAAUAUGGAUUACUCUUCGUUGGAAUUGAGCAUGGUUUUAAAGUUUUUAAACUGGAAAACAUUUUGAAUUUAAGUGAAGACAGAGAAAACAAAAGUAUUGAAGAAAAUUAUUACUGCCAAGUAGUAUCUUCUGAAACCCCUGUUUUGAUGUCCAUAAGUGCUGAUCAGAAAACUUUAGCUGUUUGUUUUAACAGAAAUGGUUCAUUGAUUUCUGACAUGUAUGACAUUGCUGCUUUUGAAGAUCCACAAAGUACACCUGUUCCUUUUCAAAAUGUUCUACUUUCUGGUAAUGGGACUAAGCUGAAAGAUUUUGCUUGGAAUCCCGUUGCUGUCAAUACAUAUGCAUUUUGUACAAGUGAUGGCAGUUUGUCUGUUCAUGAACUUACUGGAACCGAUCUAAAAAUUGCUGCAAAUAUCCAGAAUGCAUCAGCCUUAUCUGUCUGUUGGAGUCCUAAAGGCAAACAAAUUGUUGUUGGUAAAAUUGAUGGCUCUUUUAGUCAAUACAAGCCAACUUUACAAGAGGUUAAAAACAUUCCUCCUCCAACACUUGAUGAAAAAGUAACAGUGGAAAACAUCUGUUGGGUCUCUACAACUCAAUUUGUUGUCCUUUAUGUGCCAAUCACAAAAGGUUCUCCACCAUAUUUAUUUGUUGUUUCUACCCCAAAAGGUUCUCCCAUUGUAUAUCAGAAUUUUUAUGACGUGUGUUUGGGAAAUAGCUCCAGCGAUGAACAACGAUAUUUUUUACAUUUUGAACCAACUUGGGGUGUAACUGUGUGUGCUUCAAGAGAUUCCAUUGAAAUUGCUAUCAUUGGUGAUUGUCCAAACUGGGUUCAGUGGGAUGUGAAAGAAGAUGGGAAAGCUCUGUUGCCUGGCAAAGAUGGUGCUUCACAUGCUAUUGGAAUGGGAGUUAUGUAUUGUGCUCAAAGAAAAAUUGUAAUAAGUGAAUAUGAAUCCUAUCAACCUAUGCCAAUUAUAUUUUUUCUGACAAAUAAUGGAUUGUUGGUAUCAUAUCACAUGAUCAACAACACUCCUGGAUUAGAGAGUUUAGUAUAUCCAACAGAACCAUUUGAUAAAGCAAGUGAGAGAAAACGACAUGGUGGAUUACAAAACCUAAAUCAAGGAGUGACUCCACAGCCUUCACUUGCUGCCCCCAGUUCCAUUAUGUUUCAGCCACCAUCUGCUUUCCAACCACAACCUGUGCAGGAGAGUAAAUCUGCAUUGGCUGCUACUUCUCCAUUUAAUCUGAAACAAGGCUUUAGUCAAAAUAAAAAUGAGCAAGUCUCAAGUGGAAUAAAACUGAUUCCAACUUCAAAUAAUUCAGCUUCUCCGGCUCAACCUGCAUCUAUGCCUGUUGCAAAAGUUCCUAUAUUUUCUGUGCCCGAUCAAGCGAGUUUUCGCACCCCUCCUAGUAAUACAACUUUUGAUGUAACUCCAACUUCUGAUGGUCUAUCUAAGUCAAGCUUGCGUGAAACCCUUAAUUCAACUGUUUUGGCAUCAAAGGAAACCAGUAACAAGCAAAAUACAUACAUUGGUGCCAUUGUUGAUGAAGUGCAAACUUUUGAAAAAGAACUACAUGAUUUAAAGCUUUCUUUAAGUUCUUUCGCACCAAUUGGCACAAAAGAUGAAAUGAUAGAUUUGAAAUCUGCUACUUUGAAUGCUCAAGACUUUCAGAAAGAAAUGUUGGAAACUAUGACAUCUUUAAAUACUGACAUUCAUGAUUUGAAAAAUGCACUGUUGGAAAGCUUUGUAAUGGUUGAAGAUGCCAAUACGAGAGAGAGAAGAAAGAAUGAUCAUUUAUAUUUAUCUUUAUUGCGGGAAAGAGCUCUUGAUCCAGUCACUGCAAAACGACUCAAACAAAUUGAACAGCACUAUAUGUAUCUGAGCACACAAUUGCAAGAAGUGAGCAAUAAAAUUGAUCAAGAUUGGUUUGAGUACUUGGAAAAGAAAAAAUCUCAUCAAAAGUCCACUUCUCAUUUGUCAUCUGCUGAAGCAAUUUACAAAACACUUGUAAAUAAUCAGAACAUCAUCCACAAUUUAAAAAAAAAUAUUGACCUUGUUUUUGAUAAGGCUACUGAAAAAAGAUUGGAAAAUAUUUCUAGAAGAAAAAACAGAAGUCCUUUUACUAAAAGGACUACACAAGAAGAACUUUCUAAAUUAGCAGAUACUUUUCUUCAGACUAAAAUAUCCAAUGAUGAUGAUAAAGCUCCCAAAUUUAAAAAGAUAUCACCUGAAGCACAGAAAGUCUUAAAGAGCUAUUUUUCCUCUGCUAAAGUAAACACCGUCAGACCUACAGUUGUUUGUUCUCCUUCUCAAUCCAGACUUAUAUCUAAAUCAGCACUUUAUAGUGAAAACAUGAAAAAGAAAAAUAUGCAGGCAGAUAAUAAAGUUUGUGGGGAAAAAGCAACCCCGGUAAUUCCUUUUGUUGCUCCUUUAAUUAGCAAAGAAAAAUUAAAUUCGUUAAAUAACACCUUUGCAACUGACAAAAUGCAAAUGUUACAUCCUAAGGGGAUUGCGCAAACCCUACCUUCUAUUCAAAGUCUAUCUCCACAGCGUUCCCCAUCCGUAUCAUCUUCAGGGGAACCAUAUUAUGAAGAUAUAACACCACCUGGAUCACCAGGAUCGCCCGAUCCAAAUACUCUUGCAUUGAUACAAGAAUUAAUGAGCCGACACAAUAUUGAUGAGGAAAAUCUUCAGAUGUUGUUAAAUAUUGCUGUGAGGUACAAAAGUGAUAACUUGAAGGUUGUAUCCCCUUCCAAUUCAAAUGCUGGUGAAUUUACUGAUCCUGAAAACAACUCCCUUGAGGAACAAUAUUCUGGUUCAAAGUUCUCUCAGUCAAAUGUGUCUGUUCAAUCACCUUCAGUUAUUUCAGCCUUGAAUGUGAGCUAUGGUGGAAAUAAAUCUUUUAUCUCAACAGUUGGUGCUCCAAAAUCAUCUCCCAUCCUACAAAAAAAUAAUUUUCCUUCUUUUAAAGCAAAUGAGAAUCAGCCUAGCUCAUCAUUUUCCUUUUCACAACCAAUGAGUGUAAAAACUAGUGAUAACUUGGUAACUUCUAACCAGUUAACUGUUAAUCAGCCGCAAGUAACUAGCAAUACUGUAUCGACUGCUUCCAAUUUCAGUCCAUGGACACGUAAUGAGUUGAGGCAAAAUAUUGUGUCUACAGAUGUUCCUCCCAAUCAAACUAUUACAACUUCUACUCCAUUUAUACCUGCACCAAAUAAAACUGUUUUAUUUUCCCCCCAGUCUAAUAAUAAUGUUUUAAAUUUAGCAGGCAGUAAAAAAUUAGAGUCAAAAUCUUCAGAUACUGAAAAUAAAUCACUUCUUAAAGAUGGAAACUCCUUAAUUUCAUCAACCCUUUCAAAUGUGCCAGUAUCAGCAACAGAUGGCAUUGGUUUCAGUAAAUCAAAUUUGACGCUUGCAAAAUCCCAAGGGGGGAAUUUUUUUGGCGGGAAUAUACAAAACUCUUUCUCAGCUCCCCAAGCUUCCAGCAACACAACUAGUACUACUUUAUCUUCACCUGUAUUUGGUAUUGUUAAUGCUGCACCAUCAGAACAUAAAACUUCUGAAAGUCCUUUCUCCUUCAGCUUAAAAUCACCUGAUACAUCAAGUUCUUCAUUUACGUUUGGAAAGUCCUUAUUUGGCUCUAAAAUUUCCACUGUUUCAACUCCUCCAUCACUGACUUUUACUCAAGUUGCAACGUCAGAUUCAGUUGUUCCCAACGCUCCAUCUGAGAAGCAAGCCAAAUCUAUAGAUUCUAAAUCUGCAUUUUCUGCUGCAGGAGAUUCCUUAUUCGGGCAAGUUUUGGCAUCUGAAUCUAGUUCGAAAAAAGAUUCAUCAUCUUUCCAAUUUGUUCCAACUCCCACCUCUGAACCUGAAUCUAAAAUUAUUGAGCUUUCUUUGUCUGACAUUGGUAAGAAUACAACUGUUGUUAGUUCUCCAGCAGAAGCAAAUCAGUUAAUUGUUGCAUCAACUGCAAGUGCAGCUGUGACAAGUGCUAAUCAACUGACUUCUGCAGCAAGUGAAAAUUCCACUUCAAAAGUUCGUUCAGCAACUACUUCAAAUAUUCCUGGCUUGCAAUCAAGUGAAAACAAAGAUACUGCCAAUAUAAAUGUGCCAACCACUCCACCUGAUGUUGCAUCAGCAAUUACUUCUGUCUCAUCUCCUGUUAGUAGUGAAAGCUCUGCAAGUGCUCCUACUACCAAUACCCCAUCUUUAUUCGCGCAAAAUACAAAUGGCACUUCAUUGUUUGCCGCCCCUGCAACUACUCAGUCUUUAUUUGGUGGUGCUAAUGGUUCUCAAACAUCCUUCUUUAGUAAACCUGCACUAGAAACAACUGCAGCUAAAACAUCUCUCUUUGGAACCGCACCAGUGGAUGCUUCAACGCCAUCCUUUUUCGGUAAAACAAGUGAGGCACCAGCUUUUGGACAGAAUACUUUUACACAGGGGUCAGCAUUUGGUUCUACUCCAACUACUACCCAAGGGUCAGUAUUUGGUUCUGCUGCAACAUCUUUUUUCUCUCAAGCACCUGGUGGAGCUGGUUCUGUGUUCGGUACUAAAACUACUAAUACAUCAGAAAACACUGGUUUUGGAAAUCAAACUGGUGGAUCAUUCACCUUUGGAAAAUCACCUUUUGGACAGACACAAGGUACCUUUGGACUUGCAAAAUCUGUAUUUGGACAAAACAGUUCAUUUAAUCAGCCUGCAGCAUCUCAACCGAACAAUUUUGGUCAAUCAACUGCUGGCUCCAUUUUUGGUCAAGGGUCAUUCUCUUUUAGUGGCCUUGGAGGCAAACCAUCUGAAGAAAAUGCCUCUAAAAAUAUAUUUGCUAUGGGAAAUCUUGGCAAGCCAGCUUCUGACUCUAGUAAUGUGUUUGGAAGUCCUGGUGCCUCAGCAUUUGGUGCGAAAACUAAUGCUUUUUCCCCUGGUAGUUUCAGUAGUGGGGGUGGAUCUGUUGCCCAAUCUGGGUUUGGAGCAUUUCAACAGAAUUCACAAAAACCAAGUGGUUUCGGAUCGAGUGCUGCAUUUGGUAGUAGUCCAAGCUUUGGUAGCUCUCCUGCAUUUGGAAGUCCUCCAUCCUUUGGUUCUGGAAAUGCUUUAGCAUCUGUAUUUGGAUCAUCACAACAACAGUCACCAUCUUUUUCAGGUUUUGCAUCAGCGGAUUCACCAACAUUUGGAGCUUUAGCCUCUCAAACACCAUCUUUUGGCAGUCCUCAACAACAACAGCAGCAACAACAAGGUUUUGGAAGUGCCCCAGUAUUUGGUGGUGGUUCAUCAUUUGGAGGGCAAGCUCCUAGUUUCGGAAGUCCGAGUGGUGGCCAAAGUAAUUCUUCAGCGUUUACUCAGUGGAGGAACUGAAAAUGCUUUAUAAAAUAAAUCUGCCCAAUUUUCUCUUAUAAAUAAGCAAUUAUUUUCUGAGAUUGUAAAUUACUAUGUAUAUGUAUAAUCAAAAUAAACUUGACUUUUAAAGUA
Parasteatoda tepidariorum (common house spider) is the source of this 5891-nucleotide messenger RNA. It is a transcript of the gene Nup214, whose product is annotated as nuclear pore complex protein Nup214. Gene Ontology annotation, cellular component: nuclear pore. Lineage: Eukaryota; Metazoa; Arthropoda; Arachnida; Araneae; Theridiidae. Gene Ontology annotation, molecular function: protein binding; structural constituent of nuclear pore. Gene Ontology annotation, biological process: protein import into nucleus; RNA export from nucleus. The record is from RefSeq and is a predicted model, not a curated record.